Molecule: messenger RNA, 1051 nt
Organism: Rotaria sp. Silwood1
Lineage: Eukaryota; Metazoa; Rotifera; Eurotatoria; Philodinida; Philodinidae
Source: the annotation of a GenBank genome assembly
CAUCCACAUCCAUUCCCACACCCACACUCACACCCUGCACCCACACCCACAUAGGGUGGGUGUGGGUGUGGGUGUGGGUGUGGGUGGGUGUGGGUGGGGUGUGGAGUGUGGGUGGGAUGUGGGUGUUAAUCUUUCCUUCAUUCAUACCCACACACGCCCCAUAUUUCAAUUAGAAAAAAUCGAACAACAUCGAUUUCAACGAGAUGUAAUAUCAAUCAUUUUUUAUUAAGAAAUAAAUAAAAAAUUUGAAAUACUUUAGUCCAAUGGUAUAAUAAAAUCAAUUGUUGAUAAAACGUUUAUAGCUGAUCCGAAUGUUGAACGAUGAUUAGCAUUUGAAUCUGAACAAGAUUCAAUAAAUUUCUAUUAAGAGCAAACAUGGCCAACUAGACAAGAGAUUCAACAAUCUGAACAUCAGUUAAUAAAAUGUGUACCUAAAGGAACUUCUCAAUAUCAAACUACAUGGAUUAUUUCUGAUGACGAAGAUAAUCAGUCUCUCAAUCAACAAAGUGUUUAGUUUUUUUUUUAAUUUAAAUCUUUUUCAAUAUAUAAGGAUUUUGACGAAGAUCAUCAAGAAAUGAUGACUGAUUAUACUGAUGAUCUAAAAUCAACUAAACUUGAUCAACAAGAAAAUGAAGAAGAUGGAGAUGAAGAAGAGAUGGAUGGACUUUUUAUGAAUCGAGAUAAUUAUGAUGAAAAAACAGAUUUAGAAGAAGAUAAACAAACUUUUCGAACAACAAAAUUGGAUCCAAAAGAAAAUUUACCAUAUGAUUAUGGAAGAAUUUAUCAAUUUCCUAGUUUUCGUACUUUGAUUAAACAAAUUGAAAGUGAACAAGAAUAUAAUCAACAUAAACAAGAUCAUGCUCAGGAACUUGCUCAUCUAUUAUUUGUAAAGGGUCUUUUACCACAUGAACAGUGUUUAUCAGUAUUAAAUAUUGUCUUAAAUCGUACAAAUGACAGUGAAAUAAUUGUUAAAUCAAAAGAACGUCUUAUAUUUCAUGUUGGUUUUCAUCAUUUUUCAAAUUCACCGAUUUAUUCUCAACAUUCAAAUUGA